AUGAACGGCGAUAAAGGGCCGACUUUGGCUAGCCUUAGCUCCCAAGAUGUUGGUUCAAAGGACUCGGGUAAAAUAUUUGGGAACUUGAUUGAAACCUCGAGGAAUUUACCAACUACAUCGUCUGAACUAGGCACGAUCUUGCUCAGCGUAAAUGAGAUCAAGAAGCGGGCGCAUGAGUUGAGAGAAAAAUCGAAACCUAAGCGUGAUCAUACAAGGGCCCAUUAUCUCUUAGCAGGUAGUGGACUUGCCAUUCAAGAUGUAGAAUCGUCUUUGAAAGCUCUCAAGUCGCGGAAGCUGAUUGAGCAGAAUGUCAUAAGCAGGGAUUCCGACAGUGACCUUGACACCUAUCUGAGAACAAAGAAGGACGAGAACAUAUUAUCAUCAAUCGAGCGUUCUCUCGCUUCUGCUGCUAAGGACUUCGACAACUUUGUGAAUCAAAACUUCAAUCUGGACUGGGAACAGAGGAAGGAAGAAGUGAGAGAAAACUUUGGCAUCUUGGUAAAGAGACGGAAAGGCGAUAGACUUCUUGCAAAGGAUGGUGCUGACGCCUCCCCGCCUACCUGGGGCGAGACCGGACGCGCAAUCUUAGAUGGAGAAUCCAGACUGAACGUCAACGAAAACUUCACGACCAGGACGAAGUUUGAAAACUACGCCAAAAUAAUUAACUCUUUCAAUAACGCAAGGCAAACUGAAGUUGAGUUCCCCCUGGCAAAGGAGAUCACUGAGAGUCUCACUAGGUCUGCAAAUGCAGUGAACAGACAAUUACCUGAAGCAUGGAAGAUUUUAGAGCACGCGCGUGAGUCUAAUGACGUUGUCAACAAAUCUAAGGAGUUUUUGGAAGCUCAAUUUCUGGAAUAUGUUGACAAUCUGUACAGAAAAAACUCUAGCGAGGGCCUUCCAACCAACGUGAACAAGGUCAAGUCGUUUAUCGAUCACAAACUCAAAAAUCCUAACAACACGUGGAAGUAUGGAAACCUGACAAUAGUCAAUGGUGUUCCUAUUUGGGCAUUUAUCUUCUACCUUCUAAGAGCAGGGUUAGCCCAGGAUGCACUUGAGGUCGCGAUAGCAAACAAAUUGAGUUUUAAGAAGGUGGAACAAUCUUUUUUAACAUAUUUCAAGGCCUACGUUAGUUCGGUGGAUCGUAAACUUCCAAAUGAAUUUGUUACCAGAUUGCAUACCGAGUACAAUCAACACAUCAAAAAUGCACUGGAUGGAGAUCCUUUCAGACUUGCCGUAUACAAAAUUAUUGGCAGGUGUGACUUGACACGCAAAAACAUCUCGUCGAUUACUCUAAGCAUUGAAGAUUGGAUCUGGAUUCAUAUAAUGCUCAUCAAAGAGAAUAAUUCUAGUGACUAUCCACUCUAUGAAAAGUAUGAUCUGACCGAUUUUCAAACUAUUGUGACAUCAUAUGGCGCCUCUGUUUUCAAUGGCUCAUAUAUCAUCGUUCUCAUGUUAAGUGGACUUUAUGAACUUGCAGUACAAAAUGCAAUGACAAUCAAUGAAAUUGACGCGGUCCAUUUAGCUAUCGCUCUAGCACACUACAACAAGCUAAAGAUAUCCACUUAUGGGAAAGACACGCUCUCUGAGCUCAUUUCUACCAAUGAAGGCAAAACAGAGCUGAACUUUGCCAAAUUACUUGGGAAUUAUACAAAGUCGUUUAAGUUUUCUGAUCCAAGAAUUGCAGUCGAAUACCUCAUACUGAUCAAUUUGGGAGGAAACAAGGACGCAGCAAAUGUUUGUCAUGAAGCUUUGAGAGAACUGGUUUUGGAAACUAAGGAGUUCACAAUACUACUGGGGAAAGUGAACAGGGACGGCACAAGAAUUCCCGGAGUUAUUGAAGAGAGACAAUCACUUCUUUCACUAAGUGACGAGAAGGACUUUUUGCACAAAAUAACCGAGCAGGCCGCGAGACGUGCUGACGAAGACGGUCGAGUAUAUGAUAGCUUACUGCUAUAUCAGUUGGCGGAUGAAUACGAUAUUGUUAUUCGUAUCGUAAACAAAUUACUAAGUGAUCUUCUGAGCAACACAGACCUAGCACAGCCGUUACUCAAUACAGAUGACAACAACGAAACCAGUCCGGUUCUGAUAGCGAAGAAAUUGAUCAACGUUUACGUGAACAACUUGGAAAUAGCUCAGAAAAUUCACUCCAAAAACAAGGAAAUAUGCAUCUUGUUGCUCAAAGUGGUGGAUAUAAGAAGGUCGUAUUACACUCAAAACUGGCACGAAACGCUAGAAAUGAUUGAAGAGAUUGAUUUGAUACCGCUUGUGGAUGAGGCUUCCUCUCGUAGAAGAGCACAAGAGUUCUCGAAUUUGGGCCCCGAAAUCACCAAGAAUAUUCCAAAGCUGUUAAUCAUCACAAUGACUUGUGUGUCCAAAAUAAUAAAGGCAUUGAACCACAGCGAGUACCAGUCUUCAGCCAAAACACAACAAGUUGAGGCGCUCAAACGGCUUGGGAAAAACUGCAUGAUAUACGCAGGAAUGAUACAGUACAGAAUGCCUCGUGAAACCUAUAGUAUCCUGAUUAACCUUGAAGUGGGCCUGUGA
Molecule: messenger RNA, 2544 nt
Organism: Lachancea meyersii CBS 8951
Lineage: Eukaryota; Fungi; Ascomycota; Saccharomycetes; Saccharomycetales; Saccharomycetaceae
Source: the annotation of a GenBank genome assembly